GGAACCUCCAGCAAGACCAAACGCGCGCCUGCCUCGUGGAUCCAAGCCAAUGCAAAAUCGCGUCUAACAAAUCUCGACAAGGUGUCGGCGCAUCAACUGAGCAUCCACCCUUGGAAGCCGCAACGCCCGAGUCCAUGAUUUUCGACACUUACAGUUGGCCACGAUCGCACCGUGACUUUUGAUUGAGUUUGUUAUCUUGAAUCUGCGCCCUUUCUCUUGUUGCUGAACGCGGGCCCCGUUCGCAAAGCUUCCGCCCCCGACACCCUGCCUCCCUGAGGCGCAUCGACCACGAUGGACGAGUCUGCGAACUAUGGCAGUCCCGCCAACGGCGCAUCGCCAAACAGCAACCCCAUUCUUGCGCAACCGCCCCUGGAGCCAGAGACUCCUUCGGCCGCGCCCAAGCCGACCGAAGAUGUGCAAAUGGGCGAUGGAGCUUCUGGCGAUCCCGUCAUAAAGCAGGGCAGCACCACACCUGCACCUCCUGUCGCGUCGGAAACCGCCCUCGAUGCGCCCGAAGGACCCCCCGCCGAGACUACCGCCCCUCGUGAGGACGAGGAGAUGAGGGAUGGGCAGGAGACACAGGAGGGCGCUGGCGACGCUCAAACCAAACCGAGCGAGGGGAACGAGGAUGCGGGCCAGGAGGGAAAGACCAAGGAGGCGGUCGAGAACGCCGCGCGGGAGCAUCUCAUCUCCCAAACACACGCCAUCGUUCUCCCCAGCUAUGCCGUCUGGUUCGAUAUGAACGCCAUCAACAGCAUCGAGAGGAAAGCCCUGCCCGAGUUCUUCAACAACCGCAACCGCAGCAAGACACCCGCUGUCUACAAGGACUACCGCGACUUUAUGGUCAACACCUACCGUCUCAAUCCCGCCGAGUACCUCACCGUCACCGCCUGUAGGCGCAAUCUGGCUGGGGACGUAUGCGCAAUCAUGAGGGUCCACGCCUUUCUGGAGCAGUGGGGAUUGAUCAACUAUCAGGUCGAUGCUGAGCAGAGGCCAUCACAUGUCGGACCUCCGUUCACCGGCCACUUCCGCGUAAUCUGCGACACUCCCAGGGGGCUGCAGCCGUGGCAGCCCUCUGCCGAGUCCACCGUUACGGCCGGCAAGCCAAACGGUCAGACGGAGGCCAAGGCUGUCGCCACGCCGGUGCCCAAGACCGAGUUGAACCUCGAGGUCGGCCGGAACAUCUACGAGGCCAACGCGAAGGGAACCAAGCUUAGCUCCACCGACAACAAGACCAACGGUGAAGCACCGACCACCAACGGUGCCCCCAGCGCCGGCUCCGGCACCGCGGCCACCGACGGCCUUACCAAGGCGCCGGUGACGAAGGUCCACUGCACCCACUGUGGCUCCGACUGUACCAGAGUCUACUUCCAUAAGCCUCAGGUUGACGGCGGCAUCAACACGGCGAGGCGUGACCUGUGCCCAGACUGCUUCUUGAACGCUCGUACCGACACUAAGGACAGCAACACGAGCUACGUCAGGAUGGAGAACAAUGCCUACCCUCCCAUCGUCGACCGGGACGUCCCGUGGACUGACGAGGAAACCAUCAGACUGCUCGAGGCGCUCCAGAAGUACGACGAGGACUGGGGCGAGAUCUCGGCCCACGUCGGCACCCGGACUCGGGAAGAGUGCGCCCUUCACUUCCUGCAACUGGAUAUCGAAGACAAGUAUCUCGAGACGGAGCCUCUCAACGUUCCCACGGGGAUGCAGAUGCUCGGAUCCGGGAAGCACUUGCCCUUCACACAAGCAGAGAACCCGGUUAUGUCUGUGGUGGCAUUCCUCGCCACCCUGGCGGAUCCGGCCACGGCGGCAUCCGCAUCCGGGCGCACAUUCGAUGAGCUGACCAAGAGUCUCCGGAAGAAGCUGGAGAUCAGCGGAGGCGAUUCGCAAGCGAACGGGAAAGGGAAGGAGAAGGACGGCGAUAGUAUGGAUGUCGAUGUUCAGCAGGAAACGACCACCACGACCAUGACCACCACCACAACAACCACCACAACCAAGACCACGCUCAGCGAGCUGUCGGGCAUCCCGCUGGCUGCGGUCGGCGCCCGGGCCGGUGCGCUCGCCUCUUAUGAGGAGCGGGAGAUGACGCGCCUGGUGUCGGCGGCGGUCAACAUUACGCUGCAGAAGGUGGACAUGAAGUUGAAGUUCUUCAACGAUAUGGAGGCAAUCCUCCAGGCAGAGCGGCGCGAGCUGGAGCGGGCGCGGCAGCAGCUGUACCUCGACAGGCUGGCCUUCCGGCGCAAGGUCCGCGAGGUGCAGGAGGGCCUUGAGGCUGCCGUGGCGGCGGGCGGGGAACAGGGAGUUCGCAUGGCGCAAGAUGUGUCACUCGACAACCCGCGGCUCAGCUUUCAGCCGGUGCCCGAUGCCGGCGCAGUCCAGCCAUUGAGCGCCGAGGGCCCAGUCAAGACUUUCGAGGCUUAGGGGCAGGAUGUCUUGCCGAGAUCCCCAUACGGGCACAGAUUGGGUUGAGAAGAAAGGGCUUUAAUAUAUACCCCUGAUGCUUGACGAUUGGCGUGAGCUUUCAUCACGUAGCUUUUGAGGCGGGACGGGGGGGGGGGCCUCUUUUCUCAGGGGCACUUGGUGAAUUAUCCGGAGUCAUUCGGGGUUCAUGCGGCGGACGUGUUUGUAUUGUUAUAGCGGAAAUCGGGCUUUUUUAUCCCCCAGGGACACGGGGAAAUAUGCUUUCUGUCUUUUCUGUCCAUUCGUUUCUUUUUCGGUACACCUUCAUUUUCCUUUGCUUUUUACCAUGUCCCACAGAUAAUGGCUGGAGUUCGCCUACCAGCCCGGAAAUGGAAUCCUUGAGCUGUC
Molecule: messenger RNA, 2808 nt
Organism: Gaeumannomyces tritici R3-111a-1
Lineage: Eukaryota; Fungi; Ascomycota; Sordariomycetes; Magnaporthales; Magnaporthaceae
Product: transcription regulatory protein SWI3
Exons: 3
Coding region: 292-2421 (709 amino acids)
Biological process (GO): positive regulation of DNA-templated transcription
Cellular component (GO): SWI/SNF complex
Molecular function (GO): histone binding; DNA binding
Source: RefSeq, a predicted model, not a curated record